Molecule: messenger RNA, 844 nt
Organism: Rhizophagus irregularis DAOM 181602=DAOM 197198
Lineage: Eukaryota; Fungi; Glomeromycota; Glomeromycetes; Glomerales; Glomeraceae
Source: RefSeq, a predicted model, not a curated record
CGAACGCAAGAAUAUCACACUUUUCAAUGUUACACAAUUCAAGUUAUUUAUACAGGGUAAUAUAAGAAGGGCGAUAUCAAAGAAUUCUCUGACACUCUACAAACUGACUUACCUGAAAACAAGACCGCGGAAGUACGUGCCAGAAAUCCAGAUAGCGUCAACAUCUAGCACCUCUGGAAUGGAUGAACCUCCUCAAACUGACGAACAAACAGUUGCAAAACCUGAGCCUGUGGUCAAUUCCAAUCCCGAACCUUCUCAGACGCCCGAAAAAGGUAAAGAAGUCGUACCUCAACAGGAUUCACGCCUACAAUCAUCCCAGCCAGAGCGCAUUGCGAAGGGCGUCUCAGAAAAAGGGAAAUCGCCCUCGGUGGGGACACCGAUAGGUUCGUAACUAUCCAGGACGAAAAUAAGCGCAACACACUAGCGCGGUAGGAUGAAACCGAACCUGUGAAUGAGCGAAAAAAUUUGAAGAUGACCCCCGAGGAUAUAUGGAUAUGACUGUACGAGAAAGACUGAUCUGGAAUGGAAAAAAAGUUGGCAGCACCUUCGACCAUCAAAAAAAUGUGGAAGCGUUCAAUUGAUCGCCUCUUCACCACAUCAUACCAUUCUCCUCGAGUAUGCUAAUGAGUGCGACGAGGGUAAGCACGUCCAUUUUGCCUACCAGCCUGCAUAAAUAUUUUUCGAAUUGAAGUUUUAUCUACACACUAUAACCCUGUACUGGUAUAAUCUAGGUCACAAUUGCGGACAUGGUAUUAGGUUAUAUCGAUAGAAUUAGAUUGUUGAAGACCAUAAGCUUCAUUCGGGAAUGAGCCCUGAUGAACUUGCAUCUAAAUUACUUGAACUU